Messenger RNA from Arachis stenosperma, 1023 nucleotides. Its product is annotated as protein FAR1-RELATED SEQUENCE 5-like. NCBI's taxonomy places the organism in Eukaryota, Viridiplantae, Streptophyta, Magnoliopsida, Fabales, Fabaceae. The coding region runs from base 1 to 1023 and encodes 340 amino acids. The transcript has a single exon. The record is from RefSeq and is a predicted model, not a curated record.
AUGGAGUUUGCUAACUCGGAUGAGGCGUGUCGUUUCUAUGAGCAAUACAGUCGAGCAAAGGGUUUUGCCAUGCGACAAGGGAAGAAAAUGAAGAAUAGGAAGGGUGAAAUUGUUCGCUACAUGUACCUGUGCAAUAGAGAAGGAUUUAGACAUAGAAAAUGGCUUCAGAUGCAAGAUCGGAAGAGGGAGCACAAGGUUGUAACCCGCUGCGGGUGUCAGGCUGAGAUGAGGAUAAAGCGGAAAGCCGAUAGCACCAGUUGGUAUGUGUGUCGUUUUGUGGAUGAGCAUAACCACGACCUUCUUCCAGCAAAGUUUGUGUCAUACCUGCCAGCUUACAGGAAAAUAUCAGAUGUUGAUGUAGCCCACAUCGAAAGUUUGAAGCAAGUUGGGAUUUCAAUUCCAAAACUUUAUGAGUCUAUUGCUGCCCAGGCGGGGGGUUUUAACCUAGUUUCAUUCACGAAGAGAGAUAUGUAUAAUGUGGUUAGGCGGCAACGUGAAAUGCACUACGGCGAUCUAAAUGCCGCAUUACGGUAUUUCAAUUCUUGUGCAAGGGUAGAUGAGAACAUGUAUUGGCGAUACCAGGUUGGGGAUGAGCAACAAAUGUGUGAUCUGUUUUGGAGUGACGGGUGUAGUCAACAUGAUUACAAAAUAUUUGGUGAUGUUUUGGCAUUUGAUGCGACGUAUGGACGAAACAAGUACAAUCUGCCGGUGAUUGUGUUUUCCAGGGUGAACCACCACAACCAAACAUGUGUCUUCGGUGCAGCCAUGGUGUCUUCUGAAACACAAGCGGCAUAUGUGUGGGUGUUGGGAAGGUUUUUGGAGAGCAUGGGAGGGAAAGCGCCUAAAGCGGUUAUUACUGAUGGGGAUAGAGCAAUGCGGCUUGCCAUUCAGGAAGUGUUUCCAGAGGCUCAUCACAGGCUUUGUGCAUGGCACCGACUGAAAAAUGCAACUGUAAAUGUGUGUAAGCCUCGCUUCACAACUCUGCUUAGAAAUUGCAUGCUUGCUGAUGUUGAGGUUGAGUAG